Messenger RNA from Medicago truncatula (barrel medic), 1672 nucleotides. RefSeq names its product cytochrome P450 81E8-like. The transcript has 2 exons. NCBI's taxonomy places the organism in Eukaryota, Viridiplantae, Streptophyta, Magnoliopsida, Fabales, Fabaceae. The record is from RefSeq and is a predicted model, not a curated record. The coding region runs from base 17 to 1516 and encodes 499 amino acids. Gene Ontology annotation, molecular function: monooxygenase activity; oxidoreductase activity, acting on paired donors, with incorporation or reduction of molecular oxygen; iron ion binding.
CAUAAUCAACAAAAAAAUGACUACUUUCUAUCUCUCACUCAUCAUCUCUCUCUUUUUCCUUAUCAUCACUUUGAAGGUCUUCUUCAAUACUUCAAGAAAGUUCAAAAACCUUCCACCAGGCCCACAAUGUCUUCCUAUAAUUGGAAACCUUCACCAACUCAAACAACCACUCCACCACACAUUCCACACCUUAUCACAAAAAUAUGGCCAAAUCUUUUCUCUUUGGUUCGGUUCUCGUCUCGUCGUUGUUGUUUCAUCGUUAACAAUAGCACAAGAAUGUUUUACCAAAAACGACAUAGUUUUAGCGAACCGACCUCAUUUCUUAACUGGAAAAUAUAUUGGCUACAACAAUACUACGGUAGCACAAUCACCUUAUGGUGACCAUUGGCGCAAUCUUCGACGAAUAUUAUCAAUUGAAAUACUCUCAUCUCAUCGUUUAAAUUCCUUCUUGGAAAUACGAAGAGAUGAGAUUAUGAGACUAAUACAAAAGCUAGCACAAAAAUCAUACAAUGGUUUCACCGAAGUGGAACUUAGACCUAUGUUUUCGGAAAUGACAUUUAAUACUAUAAUGAGAAUGGUGUCGGGGAAAAGAUACUAUGGAAAUGAUUGUGAUGUGAGUGAUGUUGAGGAAGCAAGGUUGUUUAGAGGGAUAAUUAAAGAGGUUGUUAGUUUAGGAGGAGCUAACAACGUUGGUGAUUUUUUGGGUUUUUUAAGGUGGUUUGAUUUUGAUGGUUUGGAAAAGAGGCUUAAGAAGAUUAGUAAGAGAACCGAUGCAUUUUUACAAGGGCUUAUUGAUGAACAUCGUUUUGGAAAGAGGAAUAGUAACACUAUGAUUGAUCAUCUCUUAACACAGCAACAAUCACAACCCGAAUAUUAUACGGACCAAAUCAUCAAAGGACUUAUGGUGGUUAUGUUACUUGCGGGAACAGACACAUCAUCCGUAACAAUAGAAUGGGCUAUGUCCAAUUUACUAAACCAUCCAGAAAUAAUGAAGAAGGCAAAAAAUGAGUUGGACACCCAUAUAGGACAUGAUCGCCAAGUAGAUGAGCAUGACAUUUCAAAACUUCCUUAUCUUCAAAGCAUUGUCUAUGAAACCCUUCGACUACAUGCAGCAGCUCCAUUAUUAGUGCCUCAUUUGUCAUCAGAAGAUUUUUCCUUAGGAGGAUAUAAUAUCCCACAAAACACAAUUUUGAUGGUGAAUGCUUGGGUCAUUCAUAGAGAUCCAAAUUUGUGGAGUGAUCCUACUUGUUUUAAGCCAGAGAGGUUUGAGAAAGAAGGUGAGGUGAAUAAAUUACUUUCAUUUGGGUUGGGUAGAAGGGCUUGUCCAGGAGAAAACUUAGCCCAAAGGACUGUGGGCUUGACUUUGGGCUUAUUGAUUCAGUGUUUUGAGUGGAAACGAAUAGGUGAAGAAAAAAUUGACAUGGUUGAAGCAAAAGGGAUCACGGUGGGAAAAAAGACUUCCUUAAAUGCAAUGUGUAAAGUGCGACAUCCAUUGAAGAUUAAGGAUGUUUUUUAGUUUUUAUUAAUGUUUGAGAUUUGUUGAAAACAUGCACAUGAUGCAAACAUGUUGAAUGAAGAUAUUUUCUAAUACUGAGUUGUGUAAAAUAGGCUCAUAUGGUGUAUUCGUUUGUAUGAUCAUGGAUAACAUAACAUGUUUUCGUUUUAUACACAA